AUGUCACCCAAAAAUCGUUUCUCGAGAAUAUUCAUAUACACUUCCGCUGUAGCCUUGGGAGUCGGAGGAUCUACGUAUUAUAGUAUUAGAUAUCGAAAGAACCCAGCUGCUGACCUACCUACUACUUCGGCGCCGACCGGUGCUCUACGGCCUCCGCGCUUUGCACCCAUCAAACCAAGGGAUAAACAAAUUGCGGAUCUUAAGAAAAGUGGAAAUCUUGUAACAGGCGAGGAUUUAUUGAACACGAAUGCGGAACACACUCAAGCCGAUAAAAUUUAUGAUCUCUUAGUAAUCGGUGCAGGUGCAACAGGUGCAGGCAUAGCUCUUGAUGCCGCGACGCGUGGUCUGAGAGUCGCCUUGGUUGAACGCGAUGAUUUCAGCAGUGGAACAAGCAGUAAAUCGACAAAAUUGGUGCAUGGUGGCGUUAGAUACCUUGAAAAGGCUUUUUGGGAGCUAGAUUAUAAUCAGUACAAAUUAGUGAAAGAAGCCCUUCGAGAAAGAAGAUACUUUUUGCAAACUGCACCUCACCUUUCCUCCUGGUUACCAAUCAUGUUACCCCUAGACACAUGGUGGAAGGCGCCAUAUUACUGGAUUGGGGCAAAAUGUUAUGAUCUUCUGGCGGGUUCAGAGGGUAUCGAAUCAUCAUAUCUCCUGACUAGAAGUAAGGCACUAGAUGCCUUUCCCAUGCUAAAAGAGACAAAUUUGCUCGGCGCUCUAGUAUAUUAUGAUGGAGCACAUAAUGAUUCCAGGAUGAAUGUGUCACUAGCCAUGACCGCUGCAUUAUAUGGCAGUACGGUUGUUAACCAUCUCGAGGUAGUAGGAUUAGAAAAGGAUGCCGAUGGCAAACUAUGUGGAGCACGCCUUCGAGACUUGAUCAAAGAAAAAAAUGGAGAAAAAGUCGACGAUUUCGUGGUACGGGCAAGAGGUGUUAUUAAUGCAACUGGUCCUUUCACUGAUGCUAUUAGGCUGAUGGAUGAUCAAGCGGUAAAAGAAAUUGUUUCUCCCAGUUCCGGAGUACAUAUAGUUCUCCCAGGCUAUUAUAGUCCUCAAAAUAUGGGAUUGAUUGAUCCUCAGACCUCUGAUGGGAGAGUUAUAUUUUUUUUGCCAUGGCAAGGAAAUACUAUUGCAGGUACCACUGAUGCACCGACGAGCAUAUCUCACAACCCCGUAGCAGCAGAAGAGGACAUCGACUGGAUUCUCUCGGAAAUUCGUCAUUAUCUGUCAUCAGAUAUCAAUGUCCGUCGCAGCGACGUACUAGCAGCUUGGUCUGGCAUAAGACCACUCGUUAAAGACCCUAAUGCAAAGAAUACAGAAUCCCUCGUCCGAAAUCAUCUGAUCAAUGUAUCUCCAUCUGGUCUUUUGACCUGCGCAGGUGGAAAGUGGACAACCUAUCGCCAAAUGGCUGAAGAAGCUGUAGAUGAAGCUUUAGUACAAUUUAGUCUCACUCCAAAACCAUGCAGCAUUUCCAAUACAGUAAUUAAAGACGAUGAUGUCGUACUUGAUGGUUCCUGUCAGACCCACAAAGUCAAAUUAGUAGGUGCGCACAGUUUCUGCAAAAAUCUAUUCAUCAACCUUAUUCAGUAUUAUGGGCUGGAAACAGAUGUUGCAAAGCACUUGGUGGAUUCUUACGGCGACCGUGCCUGGGGCGUCGCUGCGCUCUCUCAAUCGACGAAUAAACGCUUUCCCGUACGUGGUGAGCGUAUUAGCGACUUGUAUCCAUUUGUUGAUGGCGAAGUUCGAUAUUCAGUACAUCAUGAGUAUGCCGAAACAGCUGUCGAUGUUUUGGCAAGACGUACCAGGCUAGCUUUCUUGAACGCACAGGCUGCGCUCGAAGCAACUCCUAAGGUGAUUGAUAUAAUGGCUUUGGAGUUGAAUUGGGAUUCACAAAGGAAAGAUCUAGAAUGGAAAGAAACAGUACUAUUCCUUGAAUCUAUGGGUCUUCCUAAACACUUCCUUGACGUCACUCGAGAGCAGGUUGAGCGUGGCAUAUUAAAAACUAGAGAGCAGACCGAGCUCAAUACAGACAUGGAAAAAACUAAGUCCGCUGUUAAUUCUCCAUAG
Blumeria graminis f. sp. triticale is the source of this 2061-nucleotide messenger RNA. The record is from the annotation of a GenBank genome assembly. Lineage: Eukaryota; Fungi; Ascomycota; Leotiomycetes; Helotiales; Erysiphaceae.